AAAUAAUUUGAGCAAGGAACCGUGAAUGGAGUCGUGACUGUCAUACCAUGAGUCUUAGAUGGGCUCGAUUUCGGUCUCGCAGACUCAGAAGAGGUACGGGGAAGUACGAGGUUGUGGAUGAUGGAGACGACGUCAGAUUGCCUCUCCACAAUGACGAUAUCUUCCAACACGGCAUUACUUUCCCCGUCAAGUUCAUCGGAUAUCAAGAAGUACCGCGGCCAAGCUCACGACUAGAGAUUAUUACAUCAAUGAGAAAAAUUCGGUACGAGUAUAAAAUGAAGAGAUUGAAGAAACAGAAAGUUUAUGUUUUUAUAUCUCAAGAAGGAGUCAAAACAUCGCGAAGACUUAAAACCAAAAGGAAACGAAGGUUGAUAAGGAAAACCCCGCAACAGCAGUUAAUGGAAGCCACUGGUCCAGUGAUCAUGGAACAUACCAUAUUCAAAGUGUUCUACGUUUCACACGACUCCCAAGACCUGAAAAUAUUCUCCUACAUAGCGCGGGAUGGACCCGACAACACCUUUAAAUGUUACGUUUUCAAGGCUAAGAAAAAGUCUCAAGCUCUGAGAGUAGUUCGAACGAUGGGCCAGGCUUUUGAAGUGGUCCACAAGUUACAAAAGCAGAAAGAAACCACUACAAACAAGGACAAAGAUCCUGUUGCGGAGACCCCACCAGCUGAUAAGACCCCUGACGAGGAAGAAAAAGUGGAAGCUCAGAAGAUCGAGGCUGGUUCCAUCGAGGGUUCUGUUGGCAGUGCUUCUAUCGAGGAUAAAACAGAUCAGGCCCGCACAACGGACGAAGGGUUGGGAGGGUCAGAUACUUUCACUGAAACAGACAAAGAGGGACCCAUACUUUCUCCUGUUCCCUCAGCUUUCAGCGUCAAUGGUCCAAUAGCAACAUCUUCCCCGGAACCAGGACAGGCCCUAACACAACAGAAUCAAGCAAUGCAGAACAUGAUAAACAUGCUUCGCAAACAGAUGGAAAAAGAGAUGCAAUCAAGAUCUGAAGCAAAUAACAGAAACGAAACGCUUCUAAAGCAAAAUCAGGACCUCAUGAUGCAGAUGAAACAAAUGCGUAAUGAGAUCGAUGAUUUGAAGCUAUCAACGCUAUCCAAAGUUAUCGGGAAUACGCAUAACCCCAUCGUGCCGUUUGUAAGUACGCCCGGUACACCCACCAUAGCUCACAACAAUAACAAUAAUAACGUGAGCUUACUCGACACUCCCGUACCUCUUGCUGAGGAUACUCUCAUUCCUCUUCAGCAGGCUCGCCAAAACUGGGUGCCGUUUGACGAAGAGAACGCGCAUUAAAGAUUGUGAGAACUCUUAUUGUCAGACAUCCCUGUUGAGCGUGGUGAUACGUAUCUAGAGGAUACAUAUCUCUCUUAAGGAUACAUAUCUCGAGUGUUAAAACGUCGCCAGAAAGUGCUGGAAAUCACUCUGUAUAUAAUAAAGCUAUCAUACAAGAAGGAUUAGCCUGGUUGGUAUUAUAAAUAUAAUCAAAUGUACACAAGUUAACGUGCACGUGUAAAUUCCCCGACGCGCAGUGUUCAUAAGAAUUUAUAAACAGUAGAUACACGUGCGAUGCGUGACAGGGCCGGUCUGUAUGGCAAAGUAAUAUGAAUAUUAGGUAUAAGUUUAGUUUUAUAUUUCACUUUAUCAUAGAUUUAAACAAAUGUAUGAAAAUUAAUAAGCAGUUUAAAGGGUAGAUCUAAGGAAUAUGUUACAGCAACAUGUCUCCAAUAUAUUGAUUGUUUAACUUUCCAAAGAGCCCUGGGGCCUGGGAAAAUCAUGUUUUAAGGCGGACACCAGCUGAAAUCGAUCGUUCUUAAACACUUACUAUUUUAUGAAAAAUUUGUAUCGUUAUUCAUUGUAAGAUAUGAGAUAUUAUACCCGAGCCUGCAUGUUUGAUCCUAAAGUUUCAGACUUCUUAUCGUUGAAUUGACGAGCAACCAAACCUGUUCAUCUGCAGCUAUUUUGAUUUUAAAGGUAUGACGGUAUGAGCCAAACAUUGACUGUGUUUAAGAUCAUUGGCUAAUGGCCUUUAAUUUUUCAAUUUUGCAAGACUUAUAAUUCAACUAUGAAGUAAUUACACGAGUCAUAGAAUGACUCGUGUCAGUAUACCGUCAAUAUCAAGUUUGUGCAGAUGGACAGGCAGCUCUUCCUAAUCCUCCAAAUCCAAAUGUUUAAACAGGUGUUUCCUGCCCAUGCAAUUGUGUUAGAAAGAAAUUAUUUAAUCUAAAGAGGAGUUUUGUGUUCACGUCGGUCAGUAGAAUCUUUCAAACGUCGCAUGAGAGGAGUUACAUUUUAUUGGAACUCUAUAAACGUACUUUCGCACACUGUUUUUGUAAGAGAAGGAUCUGGAUCAAACUUUUACUUACGAUACCGGUAUAUUGCAAUGUUUUAUAUUUUGAGUUUUUAAGUCAGAUGUAUUAACCAAAUGUAAGAAAGCAUAAUUUCAAGGGUUGAAUAUUAUGAGAUUGAGUGUUUUAAAGAUACAAUAAAUGCAUAUGAUUAGACGAUAGGUAAAUUUGACAAGACCUGAAUUCUAUUAUUGAACCAUGAUAACCAUAACAUUAGGGACUAGUAUUACACAGGUCUAACGUAGAUACGUGUUCGUGUUUCAAGAUGGGUGCUUUAUUAGAACGAAUUUUUUACUUACAAAAUACAAAGAUAUUCUUAUUCGGUAUAUCUUCCCCAAAUUAAUAUAUUUACUGUUACUGGUAGCACAAUGAUCGGUAACUGUAACUGAACAACUUCAGAUGAAACAUCCCUAGAUAUUUAAGAUCGUCAAAAUGGUCUUAUCAAAACUUUCUUCUUUAUCAAUCAAUUAAAGUAAAAUUGGAAAGACACUUUGAGUUUUAUAACUUUUACAGAAGGGCUAAAUCCAUAUAUUCAACACUGUCAAAUGUCAGCUGAGAAGCUGAAUUAUAUCCGUGUUAGAUUUACACCUAGUGAGGAAUCUCGUUUUAUGUCCUUGUGUUUAUGUUCGUUCAACUAUCUUUGAUUAAAUUUACUUUUGAUUUUAA
This is a messenger RNA of Bolinopsis microptera, 3022 nucleotides long. Its product is annotated as carboxyl-terminal PDZ ligand of neuronal nitric oxide synthase protein-like. The transcript has 14 exons. The coding region runs from base 48 to 1304 and encodes 418 amino acids. Gene Ontology annotation, molecular function: nitric-oxide synthase binding. Lineage: Eukaryota; Metazoa; Ctenophora; Tentaculata; Lobata; Bolinopsidae. The record is from RefSeq and is a predicted model, not a curated record.